AUGUUCACCCUGGGGGGCCUGAAGAGAACGAGGGCAACAAGAACGGCCGAGAUAAGACGCCUAGAAAACGAGCGGAAAAAAAUAAUACAUCGCAUCAAAGGCGCGACAACGGUGGGGCCACAAGUCAUGAUGAACAUGGAAACCGAGGCGAGAAACAGGGGAAAAGACUGCCUCAUUGCCCAAUCCAUCCAAGCAAAGUGGGAACAAUGCGAGGGGGGAGCAGACGCCUAUGAAUACGCGAAACGGGGGGGAAGAAAAAGAGGAAUGACAAUGGGACGAAGCGACACGGAAGAGGAAAUCAAGGUGAAAAGAGUGGGGACAGCGGGGAUGAGGAUAGGACCAUCAAGGGAGACAACGUCGGAGACUCCGACGAAUGAGAAGGAGAUCAGGACCUUUGUCGUCGAGCGGUCGAGUGCAACGAUCCCUCAAACCCCAUCGGAUACGAUCGAUAAGGCGGAGCUGUAG
Messenger RNA from Morchella importuna, 465 nucleotides. RefSeq lists its product as uncharacterized. The record is from RefSeq and is a predicted model, not a curated record. Bases 1 to 465 code for a protein of 154 amino acids. The transcript has 2 exons. NCBI's taxonomy places the organism in Eukaryota, Fungi, Ascomycota, Pezizomycetes, Pezizales, Morchellaceae.